Messenger RNA from Raphanus sativus (radish), 2089 nucleotides. Its product is annotated as sugar transporter ERD6-like 6. Gene Ontology annotation, molecular function: sugar transmembrane transporter activity. The transcript is spliced from 17 exons. Bases 351 to 1817 code for a protein of 488 amino acids. Gene Ontology annotation, biological process: carbohydrate transport; transmembrane transport. Gene Ontology annotation, cellular component: membrane. The record is from RefSeq and is a predicted model, not a curated record. Lineage: Eukaryota; Viridiplantae; Streptophyta; Magnoliopsida; Brassicales; Brassicaceae.
AAAUCUGGGUUGUGCGUCGACAGUAGUAAAACUCCGUGAUCUAAAAAAUUUAAAAAAAAGCUGUCUGAAGCAGUCUCCUCUCCUCUCUGUCUCUCUCAGCAAAUAAUCACUACAUCACGGCCAUAUACACACCACAUUCUCUUUCUUUUCUUCGUUUUCUUAUAUAACACGGCGUUUCUCAAUCCCCUUCUUAUCCAACGUUCUCGUCUCCUUCACAAUUUUGUUGACUUUUUCCGGUUUACAAUCGGCAUUUUACUUAGACAGGAGACGAAAUCUUGAACCUUUGAUUUAUACUUACAAAAAAAAAGAUAAUAGAUUUGAGAGUGUAUAGAUAAAAAAGAAUCACAAAGAUGAGUUCGAGGGAUGAUACAGAGGAGGCUAGGAAUGAUCUGCGACGACCUUUCAUGCACACAGGAAGUUGGUACCGGAUGGGUUCAAGACAAUCGAGCAUGAUGGGUUCGUCUCAAGUCAUCAAAGACAACUCAAUCUCUGUUCUUGCUUGUGUUCUGAUCAUUGCUCUUGGUCCUAUUCAAUUCGGUUUCACUUGUGGUUACUCUUCUCCAACUCAAGCUGCAAUCAUCAAGGAUCUGGGUUUGACUGUAUCUGAGUACUCUGUCUUUGGUUCUCUGUCCAAUGUGGGUGCUAUGGUUGGUGCAAUUGCCAGUGGUCAGAUCGCUGAAUACAUUGGACGAAAAGGGUCUCUGAUGAUUGCUGCCAUUCCCAAUAUCAUUGGUUGGCUUUGCAUCUCAUUUGCAGAAGAUACUUCUUUUCUUUUCAUGGGAAGACUUUUAGAAGGCUUUGGCGUUGGGAUCAUCUCUUACACGGUGCCUGUAUAUAUUGCUGAGAUAGCUCCACAGAAUAUGAGGGGAGGGUUGGGUUCUGUUAACCAGCUUUCUGUGACAAUUGGAAUAAUGUUGGCUUAUUUACUUGGCCUCUUUGUCCCAUGGAGAAUCCUUGCAGUUUUGGGGACGUUGCCAUGCAUAGUAUUGAUACCUGGUCUCUUUUUCAUUCCUGAGUCCCCUCGUUGGCUGGCAAAAAUGGGUAUGACUGAUGAUUUUGAAACUUCCUUGCAAGUUCUUAGAGGAUUUGAGACUGAUAUUACCGUUGAGGUUAAUGAAAUCAAGAGAUCUGUGGGAACAUCUACGAAACGAUCAUCUACAGUUCGGUUUGUUGAUCUCAAGCGCAGGAGAUACUAUUUCCCACUUAUGGUUGGUAUAGGGUUGCUUGUACUUCAACAACUCGGUGGAAUUAAUGGCGUCCUGUUCUAUUCCAGUACAAUCUUUGAAUCUGCAGGAGUUACAUCGAGUAACGCAGCAACGUUUGGGGUCGGCGCUAUUCAGGUAGUGGCCACUGCAAUAUCAACAUGGUUGGUGGACAAAGCAGGUCGUCGGCUUCUUCUUACCAUCUCUUCUGUUGGGAUGACGAUUAGCCUAGUGAUUGUUGCAGCUGCCUUUUACCUUAAGGAAUUCGUGUCUCAUGAUUCAGACAUGUACAGUAUGCUGAGCAUCUUGUCAGUUGUUGGAGUAGUGGCAAUGGUUGUUUCUUUCUCACUGGGAAUGGGACCAAUUCCGUGGCUCAUUAUGUCUGAGAUUCUUCCUGUAAACAUAAAGGGUUUAGCUGGAAGUAUAGCUACUUUAGCCAAUUGGUUCAUCUCUUGGUUGAUUACUAUGACUGCAAACUUGCUCUUAGCCUGGAGCAGUGGAGGAACUUUCACUCUAUACGGUUUGGUUUGUGCAUUCACGGUGGUGUUUGUAACUCUGUGGGUUCCUGAGACCAAAGGCAAAACCCUUGAAGAACUUCAAGCUUUGUUCAGAUGAAAAAAAAAAAAACUCAAAGCAAUUUCAUUCUUUGUGGUCUCUGUUUUCGCCACGAACAAGAAGAAACAGAGAAAUGUUCCAGCUGUUGUUAAUUGGGCUGAGAAGCUAUUAAGAUUUGUUUGUUUGUUGUGUCAAUAUUUUUUUUGUUUGUUCAACUUUUUGUGUCAAUAAUCUUCUGUUCAUUCAAUGUAUAUGAACGAACACACAUUCGAGUUUUUGUAAUUUGAUCAAACUCUUUUUACACAGAGACAAAAUCUAGAAUUGUAACCUUA